GAGGGAGCUGUGGCUGAGGACGCCGAGGCCUGGAGUGGGUGGUAGCCCCGAGCCGGGACGCUCCUCCCCCCACAUUCUCCCCAGGUCUGCAGGGACGAGUACCCACACUGCCUCCUCCCACGCCGUGCUUAGGAACCCUUGCUGGCCUCGGAACACCAGCACCUUCCCUCCCGUGCAGACCUGCCUGGCCGGGGGCCCCUCCUCCACAGCCAUGGUCUGGAAGAAACUGGGCUCCCGCAACUUCUCCAGCUGCCCUAAUGGUUCCAUCCAGUGGAUAUGGGAUGUGCUGGGUGAAUGUGCCCAGGACGGCUGGGAUGAGGCCAGUGUGGGCCUGGGCUUGAUCUCCAUUCUCUGCUUUGCUGCGUCUACCUUCCCCCAGUUCAUCAAAGCCUACAAGACGGGCAACAUGGACCAGGCGCUGUCCCUGUGGUUCCUCCUGGGCUGGAUCGGCGGAGACUCCUGCAACCUCAUCGGCUCCUUCCUUGCUGACCAGCUGCCCCUGCAGUCCUACACAGCUGUGUAUUACGUCAUGGCAGACCUGGUGAUGCUGACGCUGUACUUUUACUACAAGUUCAGGAAACUCCCCUCUCCAUGGGCCCGUUCGGCAGGCACAGCUCCAGCUCCUCCUCUGUGUCCAGCCCUGGGCUUGGAGCUGGGGAAACGAGGACAAGUCACACAGGCUGCCUCUGCCCCAGCCUUCAGGAGGAGCAGGAGACAAGUGUCUGCCCCCAUCAACUCCAUGCUGCUGUUCCUCAUGGGGACGGCAUGCGCCACACCGCUGCUGAGCGCUGCUGGGCCCGUGGCUGCCCCGAGGGAAGGCUUCCGGGGACGGGCGCUCCUGUCUGUGGAGCCGGGCAGCAAGCCCUUCACCCGGCAGGAAAUCAUCGGCUUCGUCAUCGGCUCCGUCUCCAGUGUGUUGUACCUGCUCUCCCGGCUGCCUCAGAUCCGCACCAACGCGCGAUGUGGCCUGCCAGCCAGGCUGCAAGAGACCCAUGUGUGUCUUGGAGGAGUAGGAGUUCAGGGGAAGUUCCUCCGGAAGUCCACCCAGGGGAUCUCCUACUCGCUGUUCGCGCUGGUGAUGCUGGGGAACACGCUGUAUGGGCUGAGCGUGCUGCUCAAAAACCCCGAGGAGGGUCAGAGCGAGGGCAGCUACUUGCUGCACCACCUCCCCUGGCUUGUGGGCAGCCUGGGCGUGCUGCUGCUCGACACCAUCAUCUCCAUCCAGUUCUUGGUGUACAGGCGCAGCGCUGCCGCCUCGGAGCUUGAGCCCCUCCUCCUCCCCAGCUGACCGAGGCCGGCUGAGCGCAGGAGGACGGGGACCACCGGAUGCCACACCAGGCAGGGGGAGGUGUGGGCAGUGAUGGUGCUGCAGCUCUGCAUCAGUGUGUGGGCGGCCUCUGGAUCCCCCAUGGACCGAACCGUCCCCUCUGGGAACACACCUUCAGGUAGACCCUGAAGCCUCGAGGCCAGGGCUGAAGCAGAGACCCCAGGGCCUCUCAGGAGACAGGCUGCCCCUCCUACCACCUACCUCAUUCUGCCUACUCACCCCAGGGGCCACAGCUGCAGCCUGCGGGACUCAGGACUGUCCUGUCAACUCUAGACAACCGAGUAAACGGGCUGGGUGUGGUGUCUCACACCUGUCAUCCCAGAACUUUGGGAGGCGGAAGCGGGUGGAUCACUUGACGUCUGGAGUUCGAGACCAGCCUGGCUAACAUGGUGAAACCCCGUCUCUACCAAAAAUACAAAAAUUAGCCAGGCGUGGUGGCAGACACCUGUAGUCCCAGCUACUUGGGAGGCUGAGGCAGGAGAAUUGUUUGAACCCAGGAGACAGAGGUUGCAGUGAGCUGAGAUCGUGCCACUGAACUCCAGCCUGGGUGACAGAGUGAGACUCCAUCUCAAAAAAUAAAAAAGACAACCGAGGAAAUGGUACCUCCCCGCGAGA
Molecule: messenger RNA, 1942 nt
Organism: Chlorocebus sabaeus (green monkey)
Lineage: Eukaryota; Metazoa; Chordata; Mammalia; Primates; Cercopithecidae
Source: RefSeq, a predicted model, not a curated record